This is a messenger RNA of Papaver somniferum (opium poppy), 2262 nucleotides long. RefSeq lists its product as uncharacterized. Bases 1 to 2262 code for a protein of 753 amino acids. NCBI's taxonomy places the organism in Eukaryota, Viridiplantae, Streptophyta, Magnoliopsida, Ranunculales, Papaveraceae. The record is from RefSeq and is a predicted model, not a curated record. The transcript has a single exon.
AUGGGUAGAGGAGCAUCCCACAGUGAACGAAAUACAGCAAGUUAUGGGUCUGAAAGGUCUCUUCCGGCCACAAUCAUUAUUUUACCUCUAAAGAUAGAUAAAGUUCAUCCUGUGAAGCAGCAACUCUCUAGCAUACACCCUGAAGUGUUGUUGUUCCUUUCUGAAAUCAAAAAGCUUUCGGUUGGGGAAGCUAACAAAGAUCCCAAGCCUAAUAAUUUGUGCGAGGUCUCAAUAUCCAGUGAGACUGAAUUUGUUUCUAGGAAGAAUUUCAGUGCUGAAUCGUACCCUGUUCAUCUCUCAGCCGAGGAAAAUAGUGCUUCAUCUGGAGGAGAAUGUAGUUAUUAUAUGUGGAGGCAAAGAUUUCCUGUAAAACAUGAAAACAAAGUGGAGAGGAGAAUGGAAAUAGAGGAGUGGGUUAUCACUUUGGCAUUUCCAAUCGGGCAACGUUUAAAUAGAGGGACGAGUUCACCUGGUAUCUAUGCAUUUUUGCCAACUGACAUGGUUACAAGUUUUCAUUUCAUUAUCCAAGAUGAUUUUGUUUUAUCGUCAUCAAGGGAAACUAUUGUCAUGGACAUCAAAUGGAAUCAGGGUAUUCUUGAUUGCGUGCCCUUGGGUUUUAUCAGUGCAUUUGUUUCUCUCAUCAAGUCAUCUGUAUCAGCUCCAGUAUCCACACUUGCCAAUAUGUUUACGUUCAUACCGAUAAAUCCUUCUUCAUAUCCAAAGUUAAACAGUGUCAGAUAUUCCAUUAAAAUGAAACUUAUGGAAGAGAGCAUUUUUCCAUCCGAAUCAAGCAACUCCGAACAGAAGUUCUUUUACAAGCCUGGGGAAGUUGGUAACAUUCUACGUUCCUUUUGGGAGAUUUUGCUCAAGGCACAGAAGCAAGGCGUGAGCUUAGAUGAUUUGUCGACCCAUGGGAAAUACGUUCUGAAUUCAGCAUUUGAUGAUGUGUACGCUAGUAUAUUGAACUUUUUCGGAGUUCAAGGAAUGGGGAUGGAUUGGUACGCCAAAUACAUACGAGGUUCUAAUAUUUUGUUGGGAGUAUCAGAGGAGUUAUACAUUGACAUCCUACUCUUUUUAUUUAAUAACUGGGGUACACUCUUCCAAAAUACAAGCAUGGAGGAGAUACCUCUCUUGAAAUACAUUGGUGAAGAUGGGCUUGUUUCUUUGUUGAGCAUAGCUGAAGUGAAGUCAAAGCAGGGUAGUAAAAUGUGUUUGUCAAAAGAUUCUCGCCAUACAUAUUGGCUUAUUGAAUGGAAUCAUGAAUUCAGGUGUUCGCUGAAAUAUUAUUUUGUCCCUAAACCGACGCAAGAGGCUUUGCAGUUAUUUCCAGAGACGGAGAAAGUAAGGAACUGGCUAAUCAGUUUGGGAGUAAGUGUUGUUGGCGUCUUUGAGUAUGCAGAUCUUCUUUUUCAUUCAAUCCACGGUGCUGGUAGUAAACUUGUCAUUACCUCUGCGCACUUCUUAUAUCACUCACUGCUCGGUAAUUAUUUAUCAGAAGUCGAAGUAAAAAAAAAAUGCCAAAAAUUGCCAUUGGUUGACAAGUAUGGCUGUGUUACUAUACAAAGAAGUGGGGUUCUUGUUCCAGCUCGCGGUAGUAAUUGGGUUACCUUGAUGGGUACAAAUCCAUGGAGAGGAAGCCAUUAUGUUGAAUUAUCUGAAGAUUACGCAUGCAGUGGUAAGUUUGCUGGAUCCGUUACAAAAACGAAACAACUUAUGGCAUUUCUGAAAACACAUGUUGAAGCUUCAGAUAUUCCCCACAUAUGUCCUCCUGAUAAGCCAUUGCCCAUUGUCAGAUCUCCUUUGACGAAAGCAAAUACUUUUCCACUAUUAGACUGGAUUCGGAAGUUGAGGUCAGAGAGUAAGCUGGUUGAAGGGAAUUUCUUGACAUCCAUAAAAGAAGGGUGUUGGUUGAGGACGUCUAUGGGUGACUCGACGAGCUACACUUACGUAGCUCCCUCAAAAUCCUUCCUUCUUACGAAAUCUGAUGGCAGCCUACUACAAAAUGGGUCUGAGCUGGUUGAUAUUCCAUUGGUUGAUAUUCAGUUCUAUGGUAGUAAAAUCAAUCAGUACAAGGAAGAGCUUAAAGCUAUAGGCGUGAUGUUCGAUUUUGUUGAUGCAUCCAAAUAUAUGGCUGAAAGCUUCAUGGCUCUUGCAGCUAACUCGAAUAUGACGAAAUCCAAUGUGUUUUCGAUACUUAAAUUCGUAAGGCUUUUGCGAGAGAAGUUUUUAUUUGAACUUCAUCAAGACCAUGCAAAAAGGUAG